AUGUCUGAGGCUUUCCCGCCUCCUUCACACAACCUUGGAUCACUAUGGAGCUCGUUGUGGGAAGUGGACAGAAGCCAAUGGCGGUGGCAAGCUCCAAGAGCCCAAGAUCCAGUACCAAGAGAAGUUACACCUAGCAGGGUGUACGAAUCGACCGAGUGGAAAGAGAGCACCUCCAGAAGCGCAGCUAAAAAAGAUUUCCCUCGGACAAAGGCAGCAACAAAACCGUCUAUUCAUAAAGAUAUCUCGGCAAUCCGUCACAAACUUAAGUUGUGUCAAACCAACGACUUACCGGCUCUCUGCAACGAUUUCAAUCAACUUUUCAAGCAUAACCUAACCCUCGGCACAGUAUCGGAAAUUGCAAUUACGGAUGCUCUGAGAAGUAUAUCUAAGGACCUUCACAACGCCUUUCCGGGUGAAGCAGCAACCCAUUGUCUGUCAUUUUACAAGGCGACCUGGGAUGGCCUUCUCGCUUGCAGAGUGCUCCAAGUAGAGCAAUUGGGGAAUGGGAUCACACAGAAGUUGAUGCAGCUUUUAGCUAAGCUCCCUUCAACUUCUGAUGUACUGUCAUUCGCUCUCAGCAUCAUACCCAGGUUGUCUCGAAACCAACAGGACGGUGCCAGA
Messenger RNA from Mollisia scopiformis, 621 nucleotides. RefSeq lists its product as uncharacterized. The record is from RefSeq and is a predicted model, not a curated record. The annotation marks the transcript as partial. Lineage: Eukaryota; Fungi; Ascomycota; Leotiomycetes; Helotiales; Mollisiaceae. The transcript has a single exon.